AUGGAUGAUAAUAGCAUAGACGAAAUAGUUGAUAUAUUUACAGAAAUAAUACAUAACACUGGAAUGAAUAUAAUUAAAAAAAAUAAAUACAGCGGAACCAAAAAGCCCGUACCAUGGUGGUCGGAAGAAUGUAAAAACAUAAUUAAAAUCAAAAACAAAGCCUUAAAUAAAUUUAGAAAAAGCAGAAGUAUAAUCGAUCUAAUUGAACUUAAAAAACAAAGAGCUAAAGCUAAAUACAUUAUAAAAAAUUGUAAAACAAACUCGUGGAACUCUUUUACGUCAUCAAUUACCUGCCUUGAAAAUCCUAAUAUAGUGUGGAACAAAGUAAAAUCAAUAAAAGGAGUGCAAAAAUCAACGGAUAUCAAAUUACUCAGAACUAAUAAUAAUAAAUCCAUUAUUACAGAACCGUUAGAAAUAGCAAACGCACUAGGUGAAUACUUUCAGGAAAUAAGCGACGAUAACAACUUUGAUCCAAAUUUCUUAAAGUACAAAUCCGAAAUCGAAAAACAAAAUAUAAACGUUAAGGAACUAACCACUGUUGAACAUAUUGAUACACCAAACCUAAAUUUGUCAAUAACAAGAAAAGAACUCGACAACAUUAUUUAUGAACAUAAGAGCAACUGUUGUGGACCCGAUGACAUCCCCUUCAUAUUUAUACAAAAUUUACCCGAAAUAGGAAAAAUUACAUUACUCAAAAUAUUUAAUAAAAUGUGGACACAACACAAGUUCCCAAAAAAAUGGAAACAAGCUACCAUUAUCCCAAUUCAUAAACCUAACCAAAAUAAAUUCGCAGUACAAGGAUACAGGCCUAUAUCGCUGCUAUGCACAAUGAGUAAAAUAUUCGAAAAAAUAGUCAGCGUUCGACUUAACUGGUUUCUAGAAAAAAAUAAACUUCUCGCCAAAGAACAAUUUGGAUUUCGGAAAAACAGAUCGACCUACGACUGCCUUGUAAACAUUGAUACAGAAAUAUGUGAAACAAUUGCAUGCAAACAAUACAUGGGACUGGUAAGCUUCGAUAUACAAAAAGCGUACGAUAUGACAUGGAGAUACCGAAUUAUUUCAAUCUUACUAGACUGGGGCGUUAAAGGCAACAUUUUAUAUUUCAUACAUAAUUUCCUUAUUGACCGAACAUUUGAAGUUGCUGUUGAUGGACAUCAUUCAUCCUUAUAUAACCUGAAUAACGGAAUUGCCCAAGGCUCUUCCAUAAGUGUAAAAUUAUUUAUAAUCGCAAUAAAUGACUUAUCUAAACUUAUACCCACCCCUGGAAAAAUUACAAUAUAUGCGGAUGACAGCAAUAUUUUCUUUCGACACAAAUGUAUUCACACUUUAGGAAAAGAAUUACAGAAAUACACCAACUCACUUAACGAUUGGAGCAAAAAUACAGGGUUCAAAUUUGCACCAGAAAAAUCCCAGUUCAUAAUAUUUUCACACAAAAAAACUAAAAAAAAACUAACUUUAAAAAUGGACAACAAAAUAAUUCCUUACACAAGACACUUAAAAAUAUUAGGUCUUACCUUCGAUGAAAAACUUACCUGGACCACACACAUAAAAAAGCUAAAAGACAAAGCCAAAAAAAGACUGAACACUAUCAAAGUACUUUCAGGUACGAAAUGGGGAGCAGACUCUAAAACCCUAAUAAACAUUUACAAUUCACUGAUCAGAUCAAUUUUGGAUUACGGAUCCCCCUUAUAUAUGACAUCGAGAAACUCAGCACUGACAAUGCUUGACGUUAUCCAUAAUGCUGGCCUAAGAAUGGCAUCUGGUGCAUUUAGAAGUAGUCCCAUAAACAGCAUACUCAAUAUUACAGGAGAACAACCACUUAAUAAUCGGAGAAAUCAACUGAUGUUGCAAUACGCAGUAAGAACAGCAACCGACCCGAACAAACCAACGUAUUCCACAGUAUUCAAUAACAGAUUCGAAAAUACCUUUAACAACAACAACAAAUUAAUACAACCUAUGUACAAAAGAAUAAAAGAAAAAGAGGGAGAACUAAAAUUAGAAAUAAGUAAUAUAUUGACUAGAGAAAUACUCGUAAAACCUCCAUGGACAACGACAAAGUACUCGUUUGACAUGUCGAUAGCAAUUUACAACAAAAAAGAAACCACAAAUCUUACAUACAAAAAUGCAUUCUAUGAAUUAAUAAACACAUUACCAGACUACAUACAUAUAUAUACCGACGCCUCAAAAACAGACAAAGGGGUGGGUGUUGCUGCAGUUUUUCUACAAACCGAACUUUCGGAAAGGUUGUCGGAUAAUUGUAGCAUAUAUACAGCUGAGGCACUAGCUAUAUAUAAAGCACUAUCCUAUAUAAUAAGUGCCAACCUGCAUAAUAAUAAGUACAUAAUUUUGACAGACUCCAUGAGCACUCUAGCUAGUCUUAGUAAUAUCAAUAACAAUAAUGUUAUAACUAUAGAUACUGGUUCAUAG
Messenger RNA from Macrosiphum euphorbiae (potato aphid), 2427 nucleotides. The record is from the annotation of a GenBank genome assembly. NCBI's taxonomy places the organism in Eukaryota, Metazoa, Arthropoda, Insecta, Hemiptera, Aphididae.